Anguilla rostrata (American eel) is the source of this 2014-nucleotide messenger RNA. RefSeq names its product G protein-coupled receptor 171 (gene gpr171). The record is from RefSeq and is a predicted model, not a curated record. Gene Ontology annotation, biological process: G protein-coupled receptor signaling pathway. NCBI's taxonomy places the organism in Eukaryota, Metazoa, Chordata, Actinopteri, Anguilliformes, Anguillidae. Gene Ontology annotation, molecular function: G protein-coupled purinergic nucleotide receptor activity. The coding region runs from base 491 to 1585 and encodes 364 amino acids. The transcript has 3 exons. Gene Ontology annotation, cellular component: membrane.
GACUAUAUUCAGAUAUGCGUGAAGCAGCCUGCCUCUCGCUCGGCUUGAGAGAACGAGAAAGGAUCACACCAUAAUAGCUGAGCACAACUAGCCCUGAAGCUAGUCUCGAAGCUUCACUUCUGGUACUCAUGGAGUUUUGCCAGCGGUUUUAAAAAAGAGAACCAUUAACUAAACAAUGUUGUGACUUAAGGUAGCUUUCUCAUCUAAGUGAGACUGUGGAAAGUCUGUUUCUGUGACAAUAGGCCAGUGAGCAGCAGGAAGAAGAUGUUGCUGUGCUCUCCUUACUGAAAAGUCUCCAGACACACAAAGGCAGAUCCCUGGUUUUUAGUAUUAUUCCACUUGGAUGAAACAGACUCAGCACAGGUCUAGAUGAAGACAGAUUGAAAGACCAGAGAGGUGCGGAACCCGAUACGUGACGUGGAACAGAAGGUGAUCGCUGUUAUCUGUAGGUGAUCGUGUGGACUGGCUCCCUCCUACUCUGAAACACAGGAUGAACACCAGCUCCAGCUCAUUACAGAGUCAGGAUGAACACCAGCUCCAGCUCAUCCCAGAGUCUCCACAUGCCUGCACUGUCAACGAUCACAUGCUGCCCUUUGUCGUCUUGUAUGGCUUCAUCUUCCUGACGGGCCUGGCGGGCAGCCUGCUGGCGCUGUGGGCCUUUGUCCGUAGCCACAACGCCAAGAAGUGCAUGAACGUCUACCUGCUCAACCUUCUGAUCUCUGACUUCCUGCUCACACUGGCCCUACCCUUCAAGAUAGCGGUCGACCUGGAAGUGGCUCCCUGGCGCCUCAAGAUCUUCCACUGCCAGGUUUCUGCCGUGCUCAUCUACAUAAACAUGUACGCCUCCAUCAUCUUCCUCGCCUUCGUCAGCGCCGACCGCUACCUGCAGAUUACCCAGAGUUCCCGGCUCUACCGCAUCCAGGAGGUGGGCUUUGCCAGGAUGAUGUCGGCCGUGGUGUGGGCGCUGGUGCUCUUUAUCAUGGUGCCCAACAUGGCCAUCCCCAUCCAGGACAUCAGGGAGAAGCCGCUGGUCACCUGCGCCGAGUUCAAGCAGGAGCUGGGGCUGCACUGGCACAUGCUCACCAACUUCCUGUGCAUGGCCAUCUUCCUGAACACCUCGGCCGCCGUGCUCAUCUCCAACGGCUUCGUGCUGAAGCGCCUGUGGGGCAGCCGCAGCGGCAGCCCAGAGGAGCAGACCAGCAUUCGCCAGGCCACCCGCAACAUCGCCAUGGUGACGCUCGCCUACAUGGUCUGCUUUGUGCCGUACCACGGGGUGCGCACGCCGUACGUGCUCACCCAGAACCAGUUCAUCACCGGCUGCCCCGCGAGGCGUCACCUCUUCCUGGCCAAGGAGUCCACGCUGCUCCUGGCUGUGAUGCACCUUUGCUUCGACCCCAUCCUCUACUUCUACCUGUCCCAUUCCUUCAGACAGAGGUUCACAGAGGCCUUCCAACCCAGGCGGAACAGUUCUUACACCUUGGCCCAGAACCCAGUGCAGACGCAACAGCUGUUAGCUGAGGGAGAAAUACAGGACCCUCUUCAGAGCUCGCAAUGCAAAACAGAUGAACAGGAGAAAACACUGUAGGGCAUACAGUGAGUGGGGGAACUGGAAAGUGUUUUAAACAAAGAGAGCAAGAAAGAGAGAGAGAUAACAGCCCACACUGAAAGUCACGCAAGUGUGGCGAGGAGAUGACUGCGCCAGACUGACUGACAAAACCAGAAAAAAAUGUUUUGGCAUGUAUUGGUUAACUCUGUAAUUUAAUUUUUAAAACCACAGACUUCCAGUUUAAGGUUGGUGUCUCAGCAUUGUAAGAUUAUCUCCAGUGCUGCAACUGUGCCCUUGAAAUAGCAGCAUUAUGUGAGACGUAUUGCUGCCAAAAGAUCCUGGACAAUGCUGAAAAUAUGAAAUUAGCCAGCUGUGAAACAGACCCACAUAAGAGCCAUGGCACAUGGAACUAUGUGAGUUGAGUUUGAAUUAAUGCUUUCGUAAAAUAAAUUUAAAAUGUGCAGAUUA